This is a messenger RNA of Amphibalanus amphitrite, 1826 nucleotides long. Its product is annotated as probable proline--tRNA ligase, mitochondrial. The transcript has 8 exons. Gene Ontology annotation, biological process: prolyl-tRNA aminoacylation. Gene Ontology annotation, molecular function: proline-tRNA ligase activity; ATP binding. The record is from RefSeq and is a predicted model, not a curated record. Bases 98 to 1540 code for a protein of 480 amino acids. Lineage: Eukaryota; Metazoa; Arthropoda; Thecostraca; Balanomorpha; Balanidae. Gene Ontology annotation, cellular component: mitochondrion; cytoplasm.
UAAUAUUCUUUUUAUUUUUCAGAUACCUAUUAACUUUUCCAGUUCAAGACAAAUGUGCUUCUUGCAAAUAAUCCUGGAAGUUGCAAUAUAAAUAAACAUGUAUUUUGUCACACAUCGAGCUAUUCAUAGAAGGCUGCCAACACCCUUUGUUGUUGCAAAGAGAGAGCUACAUGAACAUGUGUUUUGUCAGAGGAUGAGUCGCUUUUUCCAGCCCAUCCAUGCAGCCAAACAGCCUUCUGUGAAAGAUGGUGAUGGUGUCUCCAAGGGCUUUGAACUGCUGAGCACUGCUGGCUACAUCCGGCAGUCAUCGGGCGGCGUAUUUCACAUCCUGCCACUCUGCCAGCGUGUUCUUGACAAACUGACACGUGUUGUGCGCCAGCAAAUGGCCUCGGUGGACGCCUGCCAGCUGACAUUGCCCACGCUCGUCCGAGAUACUCUCUGGAAGCAGACCGGUAGAAUGGAUAAAAUGGGCGGCGAACUGAUGACGGUGGAGGACCGUGCCGGCCACGGGUUCGUUCUCAGUCCGACACACGAGGAGGCGGUGACGGCUCUGGUUGGUUCCGUGUCGCCCAUCUCCGGCCGUCAGUUACCCCUGCGCCUCUACCAGAUCACAGCCAAGUUCAGGGACGAGAUGCGGCCCCGCUUCGGCCUCCUGAGGUGUAAGGAGUUUCUGAUGAAGGACCUGUACACGUUCGACUCCUCCGAGGCGGCCGCCAUGGACACGUACCGGGCCGUGGGGCGCGCCUACUCGGGUCUCUUCAAACGACUUGGCGUGCCCGUGGUCAGAGUGCGCGGCGACUCGGGUGUAAUGGGCGGCGGUGUGUCGCACGAGUACCACGUGCUGGCUCCCGUCGGCGAGGACCGGCUGCUGGUGCGACCCGACUGCCGGCAGGAUGAGUGUCCGGCCGCCGUCAACCUGGAGGUUGUGAGGCCGGAGCGGGAGACGGCACCGGGCGAGGCCGGGAUGGAUACAUGUCAGGCGUGCGGACACCCGCUGCAGGAGCGGACAGGUAUCGAGGUGGGCCACACGUUUGUACUUGGCCAGCUCUACUCCGAGACACUGGGAGCGUUCACGGUGACCGACUCCGACGGUCGGGUACCGCUACACAUGGGCUGUUACGGGAUCGGCCUCACCCGACUGCUGGCGGCCGUAGUGGAGUCACGCGCCCAGCCGGGACAGCCCAUCAGCUGGCCGGCCGCCCUGGCGCCCUUCACACUCUGUGUCAUCACACCAAAAGCGGGCAGCCGGGAGGAGGCGGCCCGUACCUGGGCGCUGCAAAUGCUCUCCCAGCUCUCCCAGCUGCCAGAACUGCGUGACGACCUGCUCUGGGACGACCGAGACCACCUGACGAUCGGCCAGCGGGUGCGCGAGUCGCGCCGCUCGGGCCACCGCGCGGUGCUGGUGUUUGGACGGGCGGCGGCUGAGGGCGGCAGCGGACCGGGCCGGCCGCGCGCUGAGCUCAUCACUGCCGACGGCAGUCAGCUGCUGACUGAGAGCGAGCUGCCCGACCGGCUGGCCCAGCUGUGCCGCGAACAGUGAUGUGACGAUAUACUGCCCCCGUGUGGUUGGGUACGGUGUGAGUGAUUAGGUCUGUUGGUAUCGAAUUGUGAGUUAAUAAUGCCUUGUGUUAAUAAUUGUGAAGUGUGAAUAUUUAUGGCCAAUGGCAUUAUGACUGUGACCACUCAGACCAGUUUCAUAUUUGUGCGAUUUGUUUGCCAUUUUGCAUAUUUUUGGUAAUAUUUUGCGUUUGAAAUCACCGUUUCUUCCUCAAAACUGCGCUUGCCUUAAACUAGCGCACGUAAUAAAAGACCCCGGGUAUAAUUUU